AUGCCCGACUGGCGCACCGAAUAUCUAGCCUCCUUCAGGGAGCAAGAGAAGAACAACCCAGUCAACCUCGAGAUCGUUCAGCUCUGCUCCCAACUCUCCGACCGCAUCGCAGCCCUCGAAGCCGAAAAGGAGCUCCUGAAAUCCAAAAUCGCCCCGAACACCACUGCGUCCACAGGCAAGGAAGCGCCGCAGCAAAUAGACACAAUCAGCUCCGACCCGACCGUCACGCAGCUCCAGCUCAACCUCGCCGAGGCGCUGCGCUCCAACGGCACGCUGCAGAGCCGCGCAAAGACGGCCGAGGACGAGGCGCAGACGCUGCGCCGGAAGAACAGGGAGAACACGAAGCAGAUCAAGCAGCUGAGCGCUGAGAAGACGGCGCUGGCGACGAAGCUGCAGGACCGCGAGCACGAGUUACGCGAGAAGAGGAAGCUGGUCGAGAAUGUGCAAGACGAAAUGAUCACGCUGAACCUCCAGGUGGCGAUGGCGGAGAAGGAGAGGGACAAGGUGAAAUCGGAAAACAAGGAGCUGGUCGACCGGUGGAUGAAGAGAAUGGCCCAAGAGGCUGACGCCAUGAACCUCGCAAACGAGCGCUGA
Molecule: messenger RNA, 594 nt
Organism: Colletotrichum gloeosporioides
Lineage: Eukaryota; Fungi; Ascomycota; Sordariomycetes; Glomerellales; Glomerellaceae
Product: Autophagy protein 16
Exons: 3
Coding region: 1-594 (197 amino acids)
Source: RefSeq, a predicted model, not a curated record